Molecule: messenger RNA, 1509 nt
Organism: Neogale vison (American mink)
Lineage: Eukaryota; Metazoa; Chordata; Mammalia; Carnivora; Mustelidae
Gene: SNX21
Product: sorting nexin family member 21
Exons: 4
Coding region: 38-1132 (364 amino acids)
Biological process (GO): protein transport
Cellular component (GO): early endosome membrane
Molecular function (GO): phosphatidylinositol phosphate binding; protein binding
Source: RefSeq, a predicted model, not a curated record
GCCUGGGCCCGGCGAAGCCGGGCCGGCCUCGGGUGCCAUGGCUUCGCGGCUCCUGCACCGGCUGCGGCACGCCCUAGCCGGCGACAACCCCGGGGAGGCAGCGACCGGUCCGGAGGCCGAGCAGUUCCCGGAGAGCUCGGAGCUGGAGGAUGAUGACGCCGAGGGCCUGUCCUCCCGCCUCAGCGGCACCCUCAGCUUCACCAGCGCCGAGGACGAAGAGGAGGAGGACGACGAGGACGACGGGGAGGUUGGCCCCGACUCGCUGCCCUCCGGGGAUGGGGCGUCGGGAGAAGAUGCAGAUCGGAGCUCUCCACCUGAUGGGCAGCGGGGCAGUCAGCCGCUGGCAAGGCAGUUGCAGGAUUUCUGGAAGAAGUCCCGGAACACCCUGGUGCCCCAGCGGCUGCUCUUCGAGGUGACCAGCGCCAACGUGGUCAAGGACCCACCCUCCAAGUACGUGCUCUACACCCUCGCCGUGAUGGGCCCGGGGCCACCCGAUCGCCAGCCAGCCCAGAUCUCUCGCCGCUACUCGGACUUUGAGCGGCUGCAUCGAAACCUGCAGCGACAGUUCCGGGGCCCCAUGGCUGCCAUCUCAUUCCCCCGGAAGCGCCUGCGCCGGAAUUUUACCGCAGAGACCAUCGCCCGCCGGAGCCGGGCCUUCGAGCAGUUUCUGAGCCACUUACAGGCAGUGCCUGAGCUGCGCCGUGCCCCGGACCUGCAGGACUUCUUUGUGCUGCCCGAGCUGCGGCGGGCGCAGAGCCUCACCUGCACUGGCCUCUAUCAUGAGGCUUUGGCGCUCUGGGCCAAUGCCUGGCGGCUGCAGACCCAACUAGGCACCCCCGUGGGCCCAGACCGCCCACUGCUGACCCUGGCUGGGCUGGCUGUGUGCCACCAGGAGCUGGAGAACCCUGGGGAGGCCCGGGCGUGUUGUGAGAGGGCCUUGCAACUGCUGGGGGACAAGAACCCCCACCCUCUGUUGGCACCCUUUCUGGAAGCCCACGUCCGGCUCUCCUGGCGCCUGGGCCUGGACAAACGCCAAACAGAGGCCCGACUCCAGGCCCUGCAGGAGGCAGGCCUGACCCCCACGCCACCCCCCAGUCUCAAAGAAUUGCUUAUCAAGGAGGAACUGGACUGACUUUGCCUAGACUUAAGGCCACUGUGGGGAGAGGCACCGCCCCGGGGAUGGCGGGUGGGCAAGGAGGGCAUGAAUAGCAGUUGGGAAGCUGUAGGGAGUGCUGGGAACCCCUAGAAGUCCUACAAGGAACUUGUAGCAAACCAAGGAAACAUUCCUUCUGUCCAGCGGAGCUUAGGACAAGCUUCGGCCAGGGUUGCCCUGGGGUGGCACAGGGAGGAAGUCUGAUGCAGCCUCUCCAGCUCAUGAAUGUCUGGGGACUAUGCCCCAGGGUAGGUCAAUGUUACCUCUUCCUUGGCCCGAGGGUUAGGGACUCUUCCUUGGGAGUCCUGGAGUAGGGCUGCCGUCUGGCCCAGGGGAAUUAAAGGCCCGCAGCUCCA